Ochotona curzoniae (black-lipped pika) is the source of this 5771-nucleotide messenger RNA. It is a transcript of the gene ANKRD6, whose product is annotated as ankyrin repeat domain 6. NCBI's taxonomy places the organism in Eukaryota, Metazoa, Chordata, Mammalia, Lagomorpha, Ochotonidae. Gene Ontology annotation, molecular function: protein binding. Bases 790 to 2943 code for a protein of 717 amino acids. The record is from RefSeq and is a predicted model, not a curated record. The transcript has 16 exons.
UCCUCCUCUCCUGCAGAGACAGCUCAGGGGAGGGUUUGUGAGACAAACUGUGCGUUACAAAAGCUGGGGCCAAUCUUCCCAUGCUGUCACAGUCUCUGUGCUGGGCUCUGCUGAGGAGGGUGGAGUGUCUGGCUGUGCAGCUCCGACACAGCCAGCGCUGCACUAACUGCCACUGGAAAGGCAAGCCCUUUGGGUCUGGACCCUUCUCGCAGCUUCUCUCCCUGACAACCUGCCUAGUCUCUCCUCGCGUUCCUGCCAACUUCGCGUCUCAGUCAUCCGAGCAUCAUCUGAAACCAUCCUGCGGGUCUGUGGCUGUUCUAUCAGGGCAGUGUUACAGGUCUUCUGCUGCUGGGAGAGAACAGGCCAAUAGAAUCAGAAGCACCGUCUGAGCCUGCUCACCAGCUGCACAGCACGGGCCAGCUGAAUGGAUGGCUUAAUAAGCAUUUAAGAGGUGCGGUUCAGCCAGCUUGGCUGGGGCUUCAGCAGAAGGACGGACGCUGAAGGGAAGGAGGCGAGUGUUGUUUCGUUGUUCGUGAAUCACUGCGGACCCGCUGGGAGUGACACCCUGGGAAGCUGACAACCUCACCAGCAGGUGAUUGAUCUCAGUUACCCAGAAACAGAAGAGGGAGGAGAUUGCCGGAAUGUUCCAAAGAUGGCAUAGCAAUAAAGGCACCUUCCAAUGACUGUGAACACCCUGACCGGUGGGUGCGAGCCCAACUCAGUGGCUUCCUGUUGAGCUGGAGGAAAGUGUCUGCAGCCUUUCCGAACACCCUCUUCCGCUGCUAAUUCAUGAGCCAGCAGGAUGCGGUCGCUGCACUGUCAGAACGCCUUCUCAUAGCUGCGUACAAGGGCCAAGCAGAGAAUGUGGUUCAGCUCAUCAACAAGGGGGCCAAGGUAGCGGUUACCAAGCAUGGCCGGACACCCCUGCACCUUGCUGCCAACAAGGGCCAUCUUUCUGUGGUCCAGAUCCUGCUGAAGGCUGGCUGUGACCUUGAUGUCCAGGAUGAUGGGGACCAGACUGCCUUGCACCGGGCUGCAGUGGUGGGGAACACGGAGGUCAUCGCGGCACUCAUCCAGGAGGGCUGUGCCCUGGACCGGCAGGACAAGGACGGGAAUACAGCCCUGCACGAAGCGUCCUGGCACGGUUUCAGCCAGUCUGCCAAGCUGCUCAUUAAAGCAGGAGCAAAUGUACUUGCCAAGAAUAAGGCUGGGAACACGGCUCUGCACCUGGCCUGCCAGAACUGCCACUGCCAGAGCACACGUGUCCUCCUGCUAGGCGGUUCCCGGGCCGACCUCAAAAACAGCGUGGGCGACACCUGUCUGCAUGUGGCUGCUCGCUAUAACCAUUUGUCCAUCAUUCGGCUCCUCCUCAGCGCCUUCUGUUCUGUCCAUGAAAAGAACCAGGCUGGUGACACAGCCCUACAUAUUGCUGCUGCGCUAAAUCACAAGAAAGUGGUCAGACUCCUCCUGGAAGCCGGAGCAGACGGGACCAUUGUUAAUAAUGCAGGCCAGACUCCGCUGGAGACUGCCCGCUACCACAAUAACCCAGAAGUCGCUCUUCUCCUCACCAAAGCUCCCCAGGUCUUGCGCUUCAGUCGUGGGCGAAGCCUGCGGAAAAAGAGGGAGAGGCUCAAGGGAGAAAGGAGAGCUCAGUCUGUGCCCAGGGAUGAGGUGGCCCAAAGCAAGGGAAGUGUGUCUGCCGGAGACACACCCAGUAGUGACCAGGCUGUGCCCAAGCAAGAAGAGCCCAGAGAGGAUUUCCUGGCAGCCUCUCCAGAGCCCAGAGCCAAGAAUAACAACCAGAGGACAAAGUCAAAGACCAAGGUGUCGGCAUACUCUGACCCCACCCCAGCAGCAGACCAGCCACCAGGACACCAGAAGAACUCACACGCUCACAGUCACGCUAAAAAGAGGAGCAGGCACCGGUGUUCGUCCCCACCCCCGCCCCAUGAGUUCAGAGCAUACCAGCUGUACACGUUGUACAGGGGGAAGGAUGGCAAAGUGAUGCAGGCACCAAUAAAUGGCUGUCGAUGUGAACCCCUGAUCCACAAGCUGGAGAACCAGCUGGAGGCCACGGUGGAGGAGCUAAAGGCAGAGCUGGGCUCGGUGCAGGACAAGAUGAACACGAAGCUGGGGCAGAUGGAGAGUAAGGCCCAGCACCAGGUGCGUGUUUUGGACAAGCUAAUGCUUGAGCGCCUCUCGGCAGAGAGAACAGAGUGCCUGACCCGCCUGCAACAGCACACAGACAUGGAGAAGCACGAGGGGGAGAAACGGCAGAUCUCCUUAGUGGAUGAAUUGAAAACUUGGUGCAUGGUCAAGAUUCACAAUCUGGAGCUGAAGCUUUCUGGAGAUUCUAGAUCCUGCAGGGCCAAGUCCGCGCCAUCCACCUGCGAGUCCUCCACAGGUGUGGAGCCGUCAGUGGUGACGGGUGGCCCAGUAGCUGCUUCAGACACUUCGUCGCAGGUGGUCAGGCCCAAGGAGAAGGCCCUCAGCAGCACUGCUCCGCACAGACCACCGCAGGAGCUGUCUGCCUCAGACUGUGCAGGCUCCCACCUGCGGAACGUCAAGGUGCAGACAGCCUUGUGUGACCAGCAGGCCGGACCCUGCGUCCACAGAGGCACCCAAACCAAGAAGUCAGGAAAAAGCAGGCAUCGGGCCCAACAGGCAGCCGCUGGCAACAGCUGUGGGCAGAUGCCACCAGCAACAGGUGGUGAACAGCCCACCCCUCACCUCCGAGACACUUCGCAGGCUCUGGAGCUCACCCAGUACUUUUUUGAGGCUGUUUCUACCCAGAUGGAAAAGUGGUACGAAAGGAAGAUAGAAGAAGCACGGAGCCAAGCCAAUCAGAAAGCUCAGCAAGAUAAGGCCACACUGAAGGAACACAUUAAAAGCCUGGAAGAGGAACUUGCUAAACUCAGGACUAAGGUACAAAAAGAGAAUUAAGAUCCAGAGAGGGGUGCGGAAGAUUCCCAGAGAUGCCCAGUUUUGCAUCUGCAGAAUCAGUGGGCUUAAGGAGCCGCCGCCUGUGUUAAUACAGCUGUCCUGCCUUGGAAACUGCCAUGUGCUGGACAUCGUGCUCCCCUGCCUCGAAGCUAGGAGGACUUUGAUGGUUAAACUGAAACCAGGAGCUUACUUAGGUUCAUAUUUCAUUCCAAACUUGCAAACUCACUACAGGUUGACCUGGAGUUCAGAAGCUCGGAUGAAGCAAGCCCUGCUAAGAAACUGAAUGAUGUGUCAGCCUAAACUCCAAGUUCAGGAUAUAUGAACUAACGUAAAAGAAAAGCAAGAAAACCUAAGUCCCUUGUGGACUGAAGUUGUCAUUCAUAUCAGUUUAAACACCUGCUGUGCCUAGGCCAGAGUGUCUUAUGUCGGGGAGCUGUAACUCUGAGAUGUGCUUGGCUGAACCCUUUGAGUCUCAAAUUCAUAACUUUUAGACUUUGGACAUAAUUGGGUGCAGAUUUAUCAAAUGAUCUUCACAAUGUAACAAGAUCCAUUCUGUGUUAAGCUAAAUAUUUCUGAAAAGUUGAUUUACUUAAAGGAUUAUUGGCCAAGGAUUGAAAAUGUUCUUCAGGAGCCCACAUAAGAGUUCGGAUCAUUCUAACACAGUUUGUGUUUUUCAGCCAAAAAAAAAGAGCGUUAAGCAUAGUGAUUUUAAAGCAUUCAUGUAACCAUGGCCUGAAACUGCUCUAACCCACUUGUCUUAAAGGAGCUUUCUGAAUUUGAGAUGAGAAAUCUACAUUUUAUAAAGAAGUAAGGUUAUUUCCUGAAAGUAUUUCAAUCUGAAUUAUCACUGACCAAUCUCAAAAGCUUUUCACUGCCUCGCAGUGACUAUCCAGGUGGAUAAUUCAGUGAUUCAAUUGAGACCCCACUGACCCUCAGCUCCAUGGAACCCUGAAAAUCCUGUGCCCCAUAAUGAAAAAUAUUAAAGCUACAAAAAUUGCUUGGUUGUGUUGAGAUAUUGGCUUAAUUAUCUUGUCUCUCUCAGUGUGGGGAGAGACAAUUCCACAUAGUCAUGGAAGAACCUAACACAUGUCACUCAUAAUCAUAAACAAAUCGAUUUCUUGACAUGGAAACACUAGAACGUAAAACAAUAAUAUGACAAACAAAAAAACAACUCCAGAACAAUGUUUUCCCUCGCUUUGUCAAGCUCAGUUUUGGUUCCAGACGUUGCUAUAAAGUAGCAGAUGUCUGCUACCAAGCCUGAAUGCAAGAUGAAGUGGAGGAUCUCUCAAGUUCAUUUUUAUGUGUUUAUAAACCUCUCUUGUCCUUUGGCUGCCACACAAGGGAGACUGCUCCCCACAGACUCUCCUGAAUUGCUCCUACACAGGUACUUUCCUCUUUGUUUCCCAGUUUGCUCAGUCACAGAACAGUGCAUCUGGACGUGACCUUCAGUUCUCUAAAUAGUCCUGACAGACUAUCACCAACAUCAGUUGACUGAGAAUGGCGUACUACUCAAGGAAGAGAUGAAGCCCUGGGCGCCAGGAAGGCAUGCUCUGAGCAAGGUACUUUUCACUUACCAGAGUAGUUUCUGCUACCAGAAGUAGCCUUGUUGAGAGAUGCUGAAGACACAUCUGAACUGAACUAUCAUGUCUCAACCAUCCCAGGCUUGGCUGAGAGUGUUCUGAAUACACUCCUGCCCUUCGGAAUCAGGCAUCUUCUUGGGAACUGAAUGUCCCAGUCAAAAAGUCACUAACUGGAAGGAGGAAGGUCGGACGGACACAGUCCGGCACACUACCCGACUCUUCUCUUGCUUCUCCUCCAUAGCAGACCAUCAGAAGCCAGGAUUCCGCCUCCUGGAGACAGACCAGGUGGCAGCGCUGUAUCUCCAGCCCCUGUGCUUGCUCUGGUGUUUGUUCCAUGGCAUUGUCAAAAGCUUCGCUGCAGAUCCGGUGUGUAUUUUCUCAUGUUUCUCCCUUGUGUUGUCUGCUAAAGUAAGGAAAUGCUCAACUAUACUUUUUCUUCCACAAAUGUCAGUUUGUAGCCUGUCUUGCAGGUCAUAUUCCAAACUGAAGCUGACACAUAAAUAAUUUGGGAGGAAAAAUGGUGUGAAAACCCAGAAAAAUUGUACAAUGUUAUAAUUUGCAUUGAGUGUUCUCUAAAUAUCUAUGAUAGAGUGAAUGCACUAGUUCUAAUCUUUCAGGAGCCAAGAUAAAGUAAGUGAUAUUUUUAUGUUUGUACAUUAUUUUUUGAGUCAAAUGUUGAUAUACUUGAGAGGCAUGUUUGUUGUCUUGUAUUUAAUAUUUUUAUUACCUUGAAUUUGUGUCUCUUCCAAGCAUUAGACAUUGUUCUCAAUGCAAUGGAUCCUUAUUAAACUCCUUAAUAUUUAAAGAAAAAUGACAGUGUGAAUAUUUCAAUUGUUGUGGUUAACUGAGUUUCGUGUGUCCUGGGCAUGCCUUCAGCCAACCACAUAUUACCUAUGGCUAUAAAAGUGUACCUUAGAAUAAUGCAUCCGCUUUAAAGUCAAGAUCAGAUACAUCACAUCAAAACAAAAUAAAAGCAGCUAUUACAUGGCAAGAUUUCUCAGUGCAAGCUUAAGCAAAUGAUUAAACUGUUGAUAGUCUGGGAGAUAAUGCACUAAGGGGGAAAACAAUAUGAUUUGUCACAGUUGAAUAAUAUGUAAGCCAACAGUGCUGUGGUGUAGUGGGUAAGGCUACUGCCUGCGACACUAACAUCUCAUACAGAUACCAUGUCCCAACUGCUCUGCUUCUGAUCCAGCUCCCUAUUAAAGCACCUGCGAAAGCUGCUAAUAAUGGCCUAAGACCUUAGGUCCC